Messenger RNA from Manis javanica (Malayan pangolin), 4955 nucleotides. RefSeq names its product immediate early response 5 like (gene IER5L). NCBI's taxonomy places the organism in Eukaryota, Metazoa, Chordata, Mammalia, Pholidota, Manidae. The record is from RefSeq and is a predicted model, not a curated record.
GCCGGGGCCGGCCGAGGCUCAUUGCUUUGGCGCCGACUGGGGAGCACGAGCCCGUGGGGGGCGCGCAGCGCACGGUGGCGGCUCCUUUCGGAGCGCAGCCGACCCGCUGACCCGGGCUCCGUUUCCCUGUCCAGCGUGGCCCCGCGGCCGACUGGAGGCCCAAACAGUAGCGGCAUUAGCAGCGGCAGCGGCUGCUCCGCCGCCGCCGCCGCCGCCUCCGCGGGAGCAUGGAGUGCGCCCUGGACGCCCAGAGCCUGAUCAGCAUCUCCCUGCGCAAGAUCCACAGCUCCCGGACCCAGCGCGGCGGCAUCAAGCUGCACAAGAACCUCCUGGUGUCCUACGUGCUCCGCAACGCGCGCCAGCUCUACCUGAGCGAGCGCUACGCCGAGCUCUGUCGGCGCCAGCAGCAGCCGCCCCACCAGCACCAGCACCCGGCGUACGCAGCGCCCGGCAUGCCGACCAGCGCGGCCGAUUUCGGGCCGCUCCAACUCGGCGGCGGCGACGCGGAGGCGCGCGAGCCGGCCGCCCGGCACCAGCUGCACCAGCUCCACCAGCUGCACCUCCAGCAGCAGCUGCACCCGCACCCGGCGCCCAGGGGCUGCGCGGCGGCGGUCGGGGCGCUCGCGGAGCUGCCCGGGGGCGCCUCGCUCCAGCCGCCUCACGGCGCACCCCACCGCGGGCAGCCCUUGGAGCCGCUGCAGCCGGGUCCUGCGCCGAUGCCGCCGCCCGCGCCCGCCGCGCUCUGCCCGCGGGACCCUCGCGCCUCCGCUGCCUGCUCCGCGCCCUCUGCGCCCCCAGGGGCCGCCCCCCAGGCCGUAGCCGCCGCCUCCCCGCCCGCCUCCCCGGCCCCCGCCUCCUCCUCCGGCUUCUACCGGGGCGCGUACCCGGCCCCCUCGGACUUCGGCGUGCACUGCAGCAGCCAGACCACCGUGCUGGACCUGGACACUCACGUGGUGACCACGGUGGAGAACGGCUACUUGCACCAGGACUGCUGCGCCGCCGCCCACUGCCCCUGCUGUGGCCAGGGAGCCCCGGGACCCGGCCUGGCGUCCGCGGCCGGUUGCAAGCGCAAGUAUUACCCCGGCCAGGAGGAGGAAGACGACGAGGACGAGGACGCGGGCGAUUUGGGCGCGGAGCCCCCCGGGGGCGCCCCGUUCGCGCCCUGCAAGCGCGCCCGCUUCGAGGACUUCUGCCCCGACCCGUCCCCGGACGCGUCCAACAUCUCAAACUUGAUCUCCAUCUUUGGCUCGGGCUUCUCCGGGCUGGUGAGCCGACAGCCGGACUCCUCGGAGCAACCGCCGCCGCUCAACGGGCAGCUGUGCGCCAAGCAGGCGCUCGCCAGCCUCGGCGCCUGGACUCGAGCCAUUGUCGCCUUCUAGGGACCCCCCGAGGGCACGGGGCCCCGGAGCCCCGCGGGGCUGGGGCCAAACAAAGACUCGGCCAAGGGGCGAGAGGAGGGAGCAAACAGGCGCCCGGCCACUCGGGUCUGAGCUGGGAACCAGCAGGGGAAGGCGGCUGAUGUUUUAUAAAUUGUAAAAUAAAAAAAAAAAGAAAUCUAAGAUAUUGGACUUUAUUUUUGCAGAGAGAAAAAGCGCCUAUUUAAGUAUGCUUUGUGUUUCUCCUACUCUAUUUUUUCUUGUAGUGAUUGCAGUGGUGUUUAGCGAGAAGCCAGCCACGUGAGGGAGGGCUGCUGCCCGGAGGUGGUGCCGGGCAGCCGGGGGCGAGGCAGGGCGCCCCGGCCGCCGGAGCGCGCCGGGGACGCAGAACAGAAGGGCGCGAGGCCCCGGACGCCAAUGCCAAUCAGUUGUCAGACCCAGGAAGCCCGGCUCUGGGUUCUCCCGAGUACCUCCGUGGGGUGAGAAAUGGGUCUUGUGAAAUCCUGAGCAAAAACAAAGGCAAACUCUAUCUCCGAAAGGGACGUUUGGGUCACAUUUCCUCUCUGGGGGCGGCCUCCAAAGUUCUCAAAAUGAGAAGGCAGAAAUGAAAACACUUCAACUUUUUUUUUCUUUCCCGGGGCGGGUGUCUUGAGCCCCUCCUCUCCCAGCUCUCUGGCUCCGUUCGCCUCCCCUCCUCCACCCGUCUCCCGGACUCGGGGGUGGCACCCGACACCCUGACACUUUCGGACACUGUUUGGGGAAGGGGUUGGGGGCGGGCACGGUGGACUACAUUUCCCAUCAUGCCCAACACUGCGGUCCUCACUAAACAAAAAAGGAAGUCGAUUCCUUCACCUGGAUCCCUGGCGGCCCCGAGGGAGGGAGGGGCCGGGACCGCCGACUGCGUUGGAGACUUUUCACUAAGUUUCUGGUCAGAUGUGUUGUGUGUGUGUGCUUCUAAAGUUGCACUGUUCUGGUUUCAGCCUUUGGUUGCAUUUCAUGAAACCAGCAUUGUUCGAGGCUGCGAGAACCCUGUCCUGUGUCUUCAGCUCGAUAGAUUUUGUUUAAUUUAAAGCCUUUUGUUGUAAAAAGGUGGGGUUGGUCUGCAGCCCCUCUGGUUCUCUGCCACCAGCACCAUGUGGACUCCAAAACGAGUUGCCAACCGUUCCUUUCUUGGCCCUUCUCCCUCAUUCUCCUGUAUUUUUGUGUAUACUGAAUUGUAUAUCACCGGGUAAAACUGUUCAAAUUAUUUGUUUAAAUUUAUAAUCUUAAUAAAAAGUCGAUUAUAGAGGAUGGUGGUGCCUUGUUUUUAGGUCCGCCUUGGAGGUAGCGGGGAGAACAGAGGGAGGCGGGGAGAAACCUCUACCCCCAUGCAAAUACCAGCUCUCCAGGGCCAGAGCAGGAGGGAUCUGCCUACACCCGCAAGGCCCGGUUGGGAGCAGGAUGGGCCCGUCAGGGGUGGGGGUGGAUGGAUGUCGUUUGUCGGGGAUGAAGCCACUGCAGCGCCCUCCUGGGGACCUGCCCCCAAGGGAACCAGCCGCCCCCGAGUCUCCAGUAGGAAGCCCAGCCUGCCUCCAGCACAUUUCCUGCCCGGCGAGGGACGCAGGGCCUGAUCGUCUUCCAGGCUCCCUCGCGCUCGUUUCUCGUCCCUGUUCCGCCCUUUCCUACGCCAACCACCCAGCUGGACGCCUCCCGCCCCCACCCCAGCCUCGACACCUCCCGCAGCGAGAGGAGGGGGUAGCCGCCUAGAGGCCCCCUUCCCAGACUCGGAGAGACUGACGAAGGCCAGUUCCAGGGGCCCGCUCGGCUCUGGGUCCCCGAGUCGCGCGAAGCGAAGUUCUCGGGGACACUCCAGAGCGCGGGGGGCCGCGAAGGUCCGUGGUGGGGCUAUGGGAAGAGGGAGGCUAAUGGAGGCGUGAGUUACGGGGAGGAAAGGCACCUUCACCCUCCAGGGCUGUUUUCUCGGCCUCCCACGGGAAGAGCCUGGAGCUGCUGGGGAGGGAGAACGCUGCGUCUCCCCCUCCCCAUUUUUUCCGGGCAAGUCCUAGGGGUUGCUGUUUGAUGCACGGCUUUGAUUCCAUCCGCCAAGCCAGUUGCCAGAGCUCCCCCUAGCGCCGCUUCGAGGGCGCUGCAGCUGCUGCGGCUAGGAGUGGGCGAGGCACAGCCCGGGGGGCUGUCGGGCUGCUGGGGGCCGCUACUCGCCGCACACUUGGGAAGCAGCGCCGCUUGCGGAUCCUGCUCUGGCUGGAGAGGGAGCCCAGAGCCACGUACGUCCCCACUCCAGGCCGUCGUCCGGGAGGGGGCACGUGGUCUGCCGCCUUUGUUGGGGGCGCGGAUCUGGGCAUGGGAAGGGACUAGCCAAGGGGCUAGGGAGUGUGGGUGGUGGCCUGCAAAAUAAGAACUCUAAACCCAGCAGGACCUCGGACCAGCAUUCUCCUCCCCUCUGCCGGUUGUCUGAGCUUCAGCGGCGCCAAGAGACUCAGGUCCACUGGGAUCUAGUGAAAUGAAGGGAUAGGGAAGGAGGGCUCCGCGAGCACCCAGAAGAGGCGUCCUCCCCCACACCCUUAUCUUUUCAUGGCAGGGGACCUUGGGGAGCCGCACAAAGGGUUAAUACCCUGAGCACAAUAGGCAGGGACCCAAAACACAACUCACUGGCCUGGCGAUCUACAUCUCACACUAAGACAUUCCACACAAAAAAGUAACACAAGCAUCAACCUGAGAGUAUCCUGCACACCACACUGAGGGCCACACCCAGUCACACACACUGUCCCCAACACAAGGCUGCUCUUAAGUGGCAUCCUCCCUUCACUCAAACCCCCAGGGGACUGGCCCAGCACGCAGCUUGCCCUUCCGGAAGAUCCUAAGAGACUGGUGCUCCUGUGCACAGCGCCACUGAAAGACUGGCGGGUGGAGAAAGAUGCCUGGCCCUGAGGGUCCUCGGAGAAGGGGAAGCCAGCAGACAGGCAGUCGCACCAGGAGUCCCCAGACCCAGGUCUCCGGACAAGCUCCCCUCUCUCUAGUAAACAGACCAAGCCAGAGCCUCCAGGCAGGAUGUGGGGAGGCAGGGAGAAUGGAAGAGUUUGAGGGAUGCAGGGUCUGAUGAAAGGGGGCUUCCAGAGAACAGCAGCUCAAGCAGCCAGAAUUCCAGCAAGCCCCUCGUCCCCCAGGUUAACCAGCCCCCACCCACCGCCCACACAUGCACUGCCCCCAGGUCCUAGAACACUGCAGGUCCCGAUGCCCUGGAUCCCCGGUAUAGAGCUGAGCAAGGCUCCAAGCUGCGCUCCCAGCAACAUGGAGCUGCCAGGAUGACAGCCCAGAGCCUCAGAGAGCUGCAGGCUGCCCUCCAGAGAAGCUGGGGGUGCCCUGGGCUCCCUGGAGGUCCGCUAUGCAGAGCACAGAGAUCUGAGUGCUUCUACAGCGUGGUGUGUGUGUGUGUCCCUCUGGUGCAGGGCAUGCACACCCAAGAGCUAUGUCUAUGCAUUUCCACUCUAUGGACACACAUUUACAGAGCGCCUACUUGGUGUCUAGCCUGUUCAAAGCACUGACCACCUGGAAAAAGAACUGCAAAUAAAAAAAACAGCA